This is a messenger RNA of Humulus lupulus (European hop), 3560 nucleotides long. RefSeq lists its product as uncharacterized. The record is from RefSeq and is a predicted model, not a curated record. NCBI's taxonomy places the organism in Eukaryota, Viridiplantae, Streptophyta, Magnoliopsida, Rosales, Cannabaceae. The coding region runs from base 1 to 3084 and encodes 1027 amino acids. The transcript is spliced from 8 exons.
AUGAAAGAAAGAAGAAAUGCAAGUCUUAUUGAGAUAAAGAAUUUGCAACGGUUAACAGUUUUAUAUUUAAACGUACAAAGUGAAGAAGUUUUACCAGAGGGGUUAUUUAGUAAAAAAUUGGAGAGAUACCAAAUAUCUAUUGGAGGAAUCUACAACUUUGAUUAUGCAGGUGGAUCAUCAAGGUGUUUGCACUUAAAUCUCUAUCAAAGGAAAGAAUUAAAUGCCCUUGGGCUUGUAUGGCUGAUGAAAAUGUCUGAAUAUUUAUCAUUAGAGAGAUUAAUGGAUGUCAACAAUUUUGUUCGUGAUCUCGACAGAGAGAAUUUUCCUCGAUUGAAGCAUCUUAUGUUUUAUAAUAAUGAUGGAGUUCAAUACGUCAUUGAUUCUACGGACUUGAUUCACUCUCAUCAUGCCUUUCCAUGUUUGGAGUCACUAACCCUUGGAAAUUUAACAAGCUUGGAAAGAAUAUGCCAUGGUAAACUCCCAGUAGGCUCAUUCAAGGAAUUAAGGAAGGUGGUAUUAUGGAAAUGUGAUAGAUUGAAGAAUUUGUUCCCUCUGUCUAUCAUCAAACUACUUCAUUAUGUUAACGUUAGUGAGUGCGAGAUGAUGGAAGAGAUAGCAAAUGGGAGAGAAGAUGAUGAAGAUGCCCAUAAGAUUGAGUCUUUGCAAUUGUGCUUUUUGUGUCUACGUUCUUUACCAAACUUUGUCCACUUCUAUUGCUCCAAGCUGAAGGAAACUUGUGCAUCUUCAAUGAUAGAUUAUUCCAAACCCUUAUUCAGUGAAACGGUUUUAUUUCCUAACUUGAAGGAAUUGACUAUAUGGGAAAUUAGUAUAGAAAAGAUAUGGCCAAAUCAACUUUCAUCAGGUUCUUUCAUGCAAAACUUAACAAGUUUAGAAGUCGAAAGCUGCAAUAGUUUAAAGUAUCUAUUCUCUUUUUCUCUUGCUCAAAAGCUUUUAAACCUAAAGAAAUUGGAAGUUAGAUAUUGUAUAGCAAUGGAAGACAUAGGAGUGACCAAUAAGAAACUUGGAGAAGAAGACACUCAGUUGGAAAAUAUUUUGUUUCCUAAAUUGGACUCUAUUGAGCUUUGUCAGCUUUCAGCUCUUCAAAGAUUUUGUGCAAGAAAUUCAUGUAUGGAAUUUCCACUCCUAUCAAAGCUAAUAGUAAAUGAUUGUCAAGAACUCAAGAUAUUUGUUAGCUGUCCAACUAUUCCAAUAUCAGAAGUUUCAAUUGAACAUAGAGAAGUAAACCAAUUGGUAUCAACACAACCUUUCUUCAAUGAAAAGGUUUCGCUUCCUAACCUGAAGGAACUGGAAAUUUUAAAAAUAAAUGCAGUAACAUUAUGGCCAGACCAACUUCCAUCAAAUUUUGACCUACAUAACUUAACAAGCUUAACAAUAGAAAACUGCAACAAAAUAAAAUAUUUGUUUUGUUUCCCUAUGGUUGAAAGGCUUGUAAACCUGAAGAUGCUUGAUAUAGAUGAUUGUUUGGUUGUGGAAGAAAUUCUAAUAAGUGGGAAACUAGGAGAAAAAGGAAUGCUGCAAGAAAAUAUUUUGUUCUCCAAACUAGAAGCUCUUAGCCUCUCCAAACUUCCAGCUUUCGAAACAUUUUGUUCAGAAGAUUCUUCCAUCAAAGAAAUAUCAAUUGAUGACUAUGAAGGGAAGGUCAUAGCAAAACAUCUCUGUAAUGGAAAGAUUGCAUUUCCCAAUGUAACUUCUUACAUUCACAACUUAAGGGAGUUAAGUGUUACAGAAUGUAACAAUUUAAAGUAUCUUUUAUCAUCUUCCAUGGCUCGAUGUCUUGUACAACUUAAGGAAUUAAGAAUAUCUAAAUGUAAGAUGAUUGAAGAGGUAAUAGUUCGUGAGGAAUCAGCUAGAAGCAAAGGAAUAAUAUUAGAAAAUAUUUUACUCCCCAAAUUAGAAUCUCUUGAGCUCUGGCAUCUUCCAAAUAUUAUACAGUUUUGUGAAGGAGAUUGCAUUGAAUGUCCAUUGUUGUCUGAACUAAAAAUAGGGAUAUGUCCUAAAAUUAAGAUAUUUAUCAGUAAUUCUAUGGCUACAAGGACAUAUACUAAUAAUGAGGUACAAGAAAUGGAGUUGGUGACGGCUAGACAAAGUCUGUUCAAAGAUAAUAAGGUCAUUUUCCCUAACUUAAAAGAUUUGACUACUGAUUGGAGUGAAGUAAUAGAGGAGAUAUUUGACACGAGUCAAUCUUCAAUGAUGUCCAUCUUUGGCAACCUUUCCCAACUUGUCUUGAACUGCUCAUCCCGUGAUAAACCAAUUGCUCUACCAAAUUUCAACUUCUUUCAUAAAUAUCAUAAUAUUGAUACACUUGGGUUGAGUGGCUAUUUUGUGGAUGGGCAUCAGCAUCACCAGCAACAACAAUCUGGAGAUGGUGAGACUUAUGAAUUGGUCAACACAAGUUUAAAGACACUGGGUAUUUUCAAUGCUUAUAUGAUGAAUCAUCUGUUUGGAGACCCAGAAUAUGCUCAACCAUCAAAUUCUUUUGUCUUUCAAAACUUAGAAUUUCUCAAUGUUCAGGAAUGUAGUAGAUUACAGAGCGUUGCGCCAUCGUUUAUGUCUUUCCACACAUUGAAAACUCUUAAAGUAUCAAAAUGCCAUGGGCUGACGUAUCUGUUAGCCUCCUCAGCCGCAGCAAGUCUGGUACAUCUCAAAGAAAUGAGCAUAACUGAAUGCAAACGAAUGAGAGAGAUUAUUAAUAGAAAUUAUUAUAAGGAAGGUCAAACAGUAGAGAGUGAACACCAUGAGUUUAUUUUCCAGAAAUUGGAGAAAUUAGAGCUUCAUGAUUUACCCAGUCUUGAAAGCUUCUACUCAGGAAAUAAAGUUGUGAGUUUUCCAAAUUUGGAAGAAAUAUAUUUGAAGGGAUGCCCUGAGAUGAAGAGAUUUUCACAUGGAAAUAUAUGUACCUCCACACUAUUGGACACAGUCGAAGCUGAAGGUGUACAAAUCUGGGAGGGAGAUGUUAAUACAACCCUCGCAAAAAUUUGGGAAGAAAAUUCCGAUUUCAGAUUGCAUUUACAACAUUUAUUCGCUCAAGAAAUGGAUGAUCAGCAUCGUGAAGAGGAUGCUUAAUCAUUAUCUUUUGUGCUUGUGGAACCUACCAAGAAUAAAGCUUUCUUUGAAGCACAUGGUGCAUGUAAGAGAAUGAAAAACUUCUAAUUCCAUCUCAGUUCAAACUGUCUUCGUAGACUUUCUUGAUUCCCCUCAGCAAGUCUAACUUGUUUUGUUUUAGCAGCUUGUUGAAGAUUUGGAACCGUUUCAACUGGUGAACAUAUAAAUGGUGGGAAACUCAGUGCUUAAAAGGAACUUUGCAAUUUGGCAAAUCAUGAAAAUAUGAGAUGAAAGACUCAAAGAAGUCACUAAUGGAAGACUCGAAGAAGACAAUCGAUGAACACUUUUUAACAUUACUGUUGAUGAUUUGUUGAUACAAUGUAGAUAAAUCUAGGCUUUGUGAAACUGGUUUGGCAGUGAUUAUUUUUAGAGGUUUCUCAUAUAAUAAUUGUCUGGCCUUUUCUAUUAUUCAAGUUGUGGGGAUUUGUUUCAUUGUC